UAUAUUUUUUAAUUUUCUAUAGUUUUUUUAAAGAAUGAAAUUUUAAAAUGGAGAGCUUUCUUAAGUGCUUUUGUAAACUCCAAAAACAUGUGGAUGUAUAUUUUGUAUCAAAGAGGUUAAUGCUUAAACAAUCCAUUAAUCAUAUUAUGAGCAAAAAAGUAAUGGACAGAUACAUAAGACUACCAAUGCCCUGCAAUAAGGUUUUGGCAACAUACUGUUGGAUUGACGGAUCAGGCAUUAACAUGAGAUGUAAGGACAGGAUUUUAAAUUGUACACCUUAUAGUGCCGAUGUAGCACCCGGUUGGGCUUUUGAUGGAAGCUCCUGUGGCCAAGCCGCCACCGAUAACUCUGACACGUCUUUGAAGCCUUGUGCAGUAUAUAGAGAUCCGUUCAGGCUUGAGCCACAUGUUAUUGUGCUGGCUGAAGUCUAUAUGGGAGACGGUUCAGCAGCCCCUACCAAUCAUAGGAAAUUCUGCAAUGACUUAUGUGAAGCACAUAAAGCAGAAGAGCCAUGGUUUGGUCUAGAACAAGAAUAUACCAUGUUAGAUGUUGAUGGUUGGGGAUUAGGCUGGCCCAAAGGAGGUGGUUUUCCUGCGGUAAAUUAUGAAUUUUCUUACUGUGGAGUGGGAGCAAAAUAUAUAGCUGGAAGAGAUGUAAGUGAGGCUCACUCAAAAUGUUGCUUGUAUGCUGGAUGUGAUUUCGAGGGCACCAAUGCCGAAGUUAUGUUUGCUUGUUGGGAAUGGCAAAUAGGCACAACGAUAGGAAUAAAAGCUCCAGACGACAUGUGGAUGUCACGGUUUCUAAUGUCUCGAGUAGCUGAAGACUACGGUGUCGUUAUUACUUACCAUCCAAAGCCCAUGGGUCCAAAGCAUCCAGGUGUUGGAAUGCAUCAUAACUUUAGUACAAAAAGAAUGCGGUCCGAUGGCGGUUAUAAGUUCAUUGAAGAAUGUAUUAAAAAAUUAGAACAGAAUCAUAUGAAGCAUAUGAAACGAUACGGUGCCGAUGAGCAAACGAAUCGCAUGCGAUUGUCUGGUAAAUUUGAAACAGCACCUUUUGAUAAGUUCUCUUGGGGUAUUGCAAAUAGAAAAGCCUCUAUUCGUCUACAAAGAAAUAUAAAAGAGAAAGGCAAAGGUUUUAUGGAAGAUCGAAGACCAGCUGGUGAUUGUGACCCCUACCUUGUUUGUGGGCUACUGAUGGACACUUGUUUAGGUUCAGCCGGAAGUGGAGGCUCUAGAGGAGGCAAAAAGUGCUAAUUUUAAUAAAUAUAUAACAAUAUUAAAUUUAUUGA
This is a messenger RNA of Pararge aegeria (speckled wood butterfly), 1288 nucleotides long. RefSeq names its product glutamine synthetase 1, mitochondrial-like. The transcript has a single exon. Lineage: Eukaryota; Metazoa; Arthropoda; Insecta; Lepidoptera; Nymphalidae. The record is from RefSeq and is a predicted model, not a curated record. Gene Ontology annotation, molecular function: glutamine synthetase activity. Bases 48 to 1253 code for a protein of 401 amino acids. Gene Ontology annotation, cellular component: cytoplasm.